GAGACAGACUCGGACAAAUCACAGAGUCUCUCUUCCCUCAGACACCGGUCUGACACCGGACCGGAUACAGCAGACCCAUCUGAGUCCGGACCGAACCGAACCACUAAAACUGGACCCAUCUGAGACCGGCUCCAGGCGCGCUCUGAGCCGGACUGGAUCUUUACGCACCAACUUUACGCGCGUUUUUAUUCUGACUGAGGUGACGUCACGAUCAGGUUCUGGACUCGGUUCGGUUUCAAGAUCAGGUUCUGGGUUCGGUUCGGUUUCAGGAUCAGGUUCUGGGUUCGGUUCGGUCUCCGGGUCAAAUUCUGGGCUCGGUUCGGUGUCAGGAUCAAGUUCUGGGCUCGGUGGUCUGCUGUGAGGUUCCAACGGAACAUCUGACCCGCUUCAGCCCGCUGAGGCUCAGGUGACCCGAGGAGGACCCGGACCCGGACCGAACCGGGUCCGAGCUGCCCGUGUACAGGAAGUGGACUGGUUCUCAAAGUUCUGAUGUAAGCCGUUUGGACCGGAACCAAUCAGCUGCUGCGGGGCGGCGGGAGUCAUGACCUCCUGUCUGACACGCGCAGUGCGCGCGCGCGGACCGCAGCGGUACUUCACCGAACCUGCUGGCCCUGGUCGGUCCAGUCCCAGUCUGUAGAUGAUCCGGAACCAGACGGGUCAGCAUGUCCCGCCGCAAGCAAGCCAAGCCUCAGCAGGUCCGCGCGGAGCAGGAGGAGCAGGAGGAGCAGGAGGAGCAGCAGGAGCAGCAGGAGCAGGAGGGUCAAAGGUCACCGACAGCAGCAGCUGGAGGCUCCAGCAGCAGCAGCAGCUUCCUGUCCUGGACCGAGCUGAGCCAGGAUCAGAGGGUCUGCACCCAGGACCCCCUGGACCUGCUGGUGAAGGAGGGUCUCCUGGAGGACUGUCCCAGUCCCAGCGGGGGGUCCAGCGACCUGUCCGCAGCAGAGUCCGUAGACGCCGGCCUGGAGCCCACCCACGACAGUUUGGAUGUUUUGGACGGAGUGGGGGGGGAGUGGGAUGAGGUCAUGGACUCGGAGCCCUCCCCUCAGGACAAAAACCCGCCCACGUCCAGCCCCCCGCCCCCGGACUCGACCGAGUCCUCGUCCCCCCAGGCGUCGGGGUCCGGCAGCUACGGCGCGCCGAGCUCCAACGUGACUCUGGAGAUCCUGCACAGCACGCGGGUGGCGGUGGCUCAGUUCUCUCAGGGUCUCGGCGGGGCCGGUCUGGGGGGCAAAGCGGCCUCGGCCUCGAUCCCGGUGAUCCUGGAGCGCCUGCUGGCCCUGCAGCAGCAGCAGGUCCAGCAGCUGCAGCUCAUCCAGCAGAUCUGCAGCCAGGUGGCCGGCAUGAACAGACCACCGGUCCGGGCCGCGGUCAACCCAGAGUCCAGGUCCGUGUCCCUGCCGUCCAACCCGGGGGUGGUCCGGCCCCCCCUCCUGCCUCUGUCGGGGACCAUGCCCUCUGCUGUGAACGGACAGGCUGCAGUGUCUCUGUCUCACAGCGUCCCCUCGCAGACUUUCUGUGGACAGCUGACCUCAGCCUCAUCAGAGAAGACCCCCCCGUCCACGCUGCUGCCUCGGACCCCCCACAGCAGCUCUCAGACCCCCGGCGGUCUCCUCAGCUCCCCCKGCAGCCUCACGUUUCUACCUCAGAGCCCACCGAGCAGCGUCAUCUUCCCCAACCCCCUGGCCAGCAUCGCGGCCUCGACCAGCGCCCUGGACCCCCCGGACCCCCUGACGGCCCUGAUGAAGCAGCAGAGAGGCAAAGCCCCCCMCACGGUCCCGUUUGAGCCCAGACCCGGCUCAGAGGAGCCCUUCUUCAAACACAAAUGUCACUUCUGUGCCAAAGUGUUCGGCAGCGACAGCGCGCUGCAGAUCCACCUGCGCUCCCACACCGGGGAGAGACCCUUCAAGUGCAACAUCUGUGGGAACCGCUUCUCCACCAAGGGCAACCUGAAGGUGCACUUCCAGAGGCACAGGGACAAGUACCCCCACGUCCAGAUGAACCCCUUCCCCGUGCCYGAGUACCUGGACACCGUGCCCACCAGCUCGGGGAUCCCUUACGGCAUGUCCGUCCCCCCAGAGAGACCCGUGUCCUCCUGGCUGGACAGCAAACCGGUCACAGGGGGUCUCACGUCCAGCGUGUCCCUGCCUGCGUCCUGUUCUGGACCAGAGGAGUCUGGAAGGGUUCCGUCCUCUCAGUGUGAGUCCUCUGAGCACAGAGGCAGUGAGCUCCGUCUUUCUCCCGUUYCAGACUCCAGCCGUGAGCCCGAGACCACCAAAGCCCUGAAAACAGACCUGCSCCAGACUCCGAGGGCCCACCUGGUCUCAGAGGCAUCCAGCGGGGCCCCGACCCCUGAGCCCGUCUCCCCGGCCCCYCUGGACUCUAUGCAAGCCUCAGAGACCUCGAAGCUGCAGCAGCUGGUGGAGAACAUCGACAGGAAGCUGAGCGAGCCCACCCAGUGCUCCGUCUGCCGCCGCGUCCUGAGGACGCAGCGCCGCGUGCACCCGGACCAGAGGCCCUUCAGGUGCCAGGUGUGCAGCAGGGCCUUCACCACCACAGGAAACCUGAAGACCCAUGGGGGGAGCCCCUCAGCCCUGCCGCAGCCCUCCUGUCCCAUCUGCCACAGGAAGUUCAGCAACGCUGUGGUUCUCCAGCAGCACGUCCGUGUGCACGUGGGACAGGUCUGCGACGGGCCGGACGUCUCCAUGGAGGAGGAGGAGGAGGAGGAGGAGRAAGGAGAAGCUCUGAAACCUUUCAUCUCUGAUCACAGAUGUUUGUCUCUGAGUGCGGACCCCUGCUUGUCUGUGAAGGACCUCAGUAACGGACUCAGAGACGGUCCGCCCGGUUCUGAUGAGUCCUCGUCUCAGAACAAGUCUGAGAGCAGCCCAGGUGUGUCUGACUGCUCCCGCUCACCUUCCUCUCCUCCGCAGAGCUGCGAGGCCUCAGCAGUCAGAACUCAGCAGGUUCUGUUCGCCUCGGUGAAGACAGAACGAGCCGAGUCUCCAAAACCUGCAGCCGACCUGAGAGAGGAGCUCAGCAACGAGCAGCCGAAGGCCGAGGCCCCGUACGGCCCGCCGCUGCAGCCGAGCCGACACACAGCUGCAGGUCUGAACCUGUCCGGCUCCAUCAAAGCCGAGGUGAAYGGUCACGGCCAGGCGGAGGCCCCCUUCGGCCCCGGGGCCACCUCCCUCCUCGGCCCCGCCCCCCUGCGACGAGCGUCCAGGCAGCACAACUGCAGCGCCUGCAGGAAGAACUUCUCUUCGGCCAGCGCCCUGCAGAUCCACGAGCGCACGCACACCGGAGAGAAACCGUUCGUCUGCUCCGUCUGCAGCAGAGCCUUCACCACCAAGGGCAACCUGAAGGUCCACAUGGGGACCCACAUGUGGAACAACGCCCCGGCCAGGAGAGGCCGGCGGCUCUCGGUGGAGAACCCCGCGGCCCUGCUGCGCGGGGAGGCGCUGAAGUUCGGGGAGGCGUUCCACAAAGACCUGGCGAGCCGGGCCAUGAGCGUGGACCCCGGGUUCUGGAGCCGCUACGCCUCGGCCAUCACCGGCAGCCUGGCCCUGAAGAACAACGAGAUCUCGGUGAUCCAGAACCCGGGCCUGGCUCAGAUCCACCCGCUGACAGCAGCCAGCGCGGCAGGGGGGACCAUGAGCCUGAACAAGACCAGUAUGGAGCUGGGAGCCAGCAGACACUUCUCCAUGCUGAUCGACGACAGCAAACACAUCGGGAUCAAUUAAAACUGAACUUUGAUGGAAUUUAUAUGCAAACGAUUCUAGACUUUUUAUCUGCAAAACUUAUUAAACAAACAUUUUGUUAAAUGUUUUCUACAAAUAAAACCAGUUUUAAGAAUUCCUUCA
This is a messenger RNA of Austrofundulus limnaeus, 3857 nucleotides long. RefSeq names its product spalt-like transcription factor 3b (gene sall3b). The transcript is spliced from 4 exons. The record is from RefSeq and is a predicted model, not a curated record. Lineage: Eukaryota; Metazoa; Chordata; Actinopteri; Cyprinodontiformes; Rivulidae. Gene Ontology annotation, molecular function: RNA polymerase II cis-regulatory region sequence-specific DNA binding; DNA-binding transcription factor activity, RNA polymerase II-specific. Gene Ontology annotation, cellular component: nucleus. The coding region runs from base 663 to 3737 and encodes 1024 amino acids. Gene Ontology annotation, biological process: regulation of transcription by RNA polymerase II.